Messenger RNA from Loxodonta africana (African savanna elephant), 30859 nucleotides. It is a transcript of the gene DDX3X, whose product is annotated as DEAD-box helicase 3 X-linked. The record is from RefSeq and is a predicted model, not a curated record. Gene Ontology annotation, molecular function: RNA binding; ATP binding; RNA helicase activity. Gene Ontology annotation, cellular component: nucleus; P granule. Bases 112 to 2100 code for a protein of 662 amino acids. Gene Ontology annotation, biological process: cell differentiation; gamete generation. The transcript has 18 exons. Lineage: Eukaryota; Metazoa; Chordata; Mammalia; Proboscidea; Elephantidae.
UGGCCGCGCCGUUCGCUCCAGAACCGCAGUUCUCCUGUGAGAGGCCUUUGCGGUGGUUCAGACACACUUGCUCAGCAGUGGAAGACUCCGAGUUCUCGGUACUCUUCAGGGAUGAGUCAUGUGGCGGUGGAAAAUGCGCUCGGGCUGGACCAGCAGUUUGCUGGCCUAGACCUGAACUCUUCAGAUAAUCAGAGUGGAGGAAGUACAGCCAGUAAAGGGCGUUAUAUUCCUCCUCACUUAAGGAACAGAGAAGCUACUAAAGGAUUCUACGAUAAAGACAGUUCAGGGUGGAGCUCUAGUAAAGAUAAGGAUGCAUACAGCAGUUUUGGGUCCCGCAGUGAUUCAAGAGGGAAGUCUAGUUUCUUCAGCGAUCGUGGAAGUGGACCAAGGGGAAGAUUUGAUGAUCGUGGACGGAGUGACUAUGAUGGCAUUGGCAGUCGUGGUGACAGAAGUGGCUUUAGCAAAUAUGAACGUGGUGGAAACAGUCGCUGGUGUGACAAAUCAGAUGAAGAUGAUUGGUCAAAACCACUUCCACCAAGUGAACGCCUGGAGCAGGAACUCUUUUCUGGAGGCAACACUGGGAUUAACUUUGAGAAAUAUGAUGACAUUCCAGUUGAAGCAACAGGCAACAACUGUCCUCCACACAUUGAAAGUUUCAGUGAUGUUGAGAUGGGAGAAAUUAUUAUGGGAAACAUUGAACUUACUCGUUAUACUCGCCCGACUCCAGUGCAAAAGCAUGCUAUUCCUAUUAUCAAGGAAAAAAGGGACUUGAUGGCCUGUGCCCAAACAGGGUCUGGAAAAACUGCAGCAUUUCUCUUGCCCAUCUUGAGUCAGAUUUAUUCAGAUGGUCCAGGCGAGGCUUUGAGGGCCAUGAAGGAAAAUGGAAGGUACGGGCGCCGCAAACAGUACCCCAUUUCCUUGGUGUUAGCACCAACGAGAGAACUGGCAGUUCAGAUCUAUGAGGAAGCCAGAAAAUUUUCAUACCGAUCUAGAGUUCGUCCUUGCGUGGUUUAUGGAGGUGCUGAUAUUGGUCAGCAGAUUCGAGACUUAGAACGUGGAUGCCACUUGUUAGUAGCCACUCCAGGACGUCUAGUGGAUAUGAUGGAGAGAGGAAAAAUAGGAUUAGACUUCUGCAAAUACUUGGUGUUGGAUGAAGCUGAUAGGAUGUUGGAUAUGGGAUUUGAACCUCAGAUACGUCGAAUAGUUGAACAAGAUACUAUGCCACCAAAGGGAGUUCGCCACACCAUGAUGUUUAGUGCUACUUUCCCUAAGGAAAUACAGAUGCUUGCUCGUGAUUUCUUGGAAGAAUACAUAUUUUUGGCUGUAGGAAGAGUUGGCUCUACGUCUGAGAACAUCACACAGAAAGUAGUUUGGGUCGAAGAGCCAGACAAACGGUCAUUUCUGCUUGACCUUCUAAAUGCAACAGGCAAGGAUUCCUUGACCUUGGUGUUUGUGGAGACAAAGAAGGGGGCAGAUUCUCUGGAGGAUUUCCUGUACCAUGAAGGGUAUGCUUGUACCAGUAUCCAUGGAGACCGAUCUCAAAGAGAUAGAGAAGAGGCCCUUCACCAGUUCCGCUCUGGAAAAAGCCCAAUUCUAGUGGCAACAGCAGUGGCUGCAAGAGGACUGGACAUUUCAAAUGUGAAACAUGUUAUCAAUUUUGACUUGCCAAGUGAUAUUGAAGAAUAUGUGCAUCGCAUUGGCCGUACAGGACGGGUCGGAAACCUUGGCCUCGCCACUUCGUUCUUUAACGAGAGGAACAUAAAUAUUACCAAGGAUUUGUUGGAUCUUCUUGUUGAAGCUAAACAAGAAGUGCCAUCUUGGUUAGAAAGUAUGGCUUAUGAACACCACUACAAGGGGAGCAGUCGCGGACGUUCUAAGAGUAGCAGAUUCAGUGGAGGAUUUGGCGCCAGAGACUACCGACAAAGUAGUGGUGCCAGCAGUUCCGGCUUCAGUAGCAGUCGUGCAAGCAGCAGCCGUAGUGGUGGAGGUGGUCACGGAAGCAGCAGAGGAUUUGGAGGAGGUGGCUAUGGAGGGUUUUACAACAGUGAUGGUUAUGGAGGAAAUUACAACUCCCAAGGGGUUGACUGGUGGGGUAACUGAACCUGCUUCGCAGCAGGUCGCCCUACCAAACAAGCUAAUAUGGAAACCACAUGUAACUUAGCCAGACUAUACCUUGUGUAGCUUCAAGAACUCGCAGUACAUUACCAGCUGUGAUUCUCCACUGAAAAUUUUUUUUUUAAGGGAGCUCAAGGUCACACAAAGAAAUGAAAGGAACAAUCAGCAGCCCUGUUCGGAAGGUGGUUUAAAGACUUCAUUGCUGUAGUUUGGAUUAACUCCCCUCCCACCUCCCCCUUCCCAAACUGCAUUUAUAAUUUUGUGACUGAGGAUCAUUUGUUUGUUAAUGUACUGUGCCUUUAACUUUAGACAACUUUUUAUUUUGAUGUCCUGUUGGCUCAGUAAUGCUCAAGAUACAAUUGUUUUGACAAAAUAAAUUUACUGAACUUGGGCUAAAAUCAAACCUUGGCACACAGGUGUGAUACAACUUAACAGGAAUCAUCGAUUCAUCCAUAAAUACUAUAAGGAAAAAACUUAUGCGGUAGCCUGCAUUAGGGCUUUUUGAUACUUGCAGAUUGGGGGAAGCAAAUGUCUUGAAGUAUAUUUAAUGGGAUUAGUUUCUAAUGUGGCAAACUGUAUUAAGUUAAAGUUCUGAUUUGCUCACUCUAUCCUGGAUAGGUAUUUAGAACCUGAUAGUCUUUAAACAAGCCAUUCCAGUCAUGAUGAGGUGAUGUAUGAAUACAUGCAUACAUUCAAAGCACUGUUUUCAAAGUUAAUGCAAGUAAAUACAGCAAUUCCUCUUUCAGUGUUUAGGCAGAUUGUUAAUUAUGAGCUAGCCAAAUGUGGGCAUACUAUUACAGGGAAAGUUUAAAGGUCUGAUAACUUGAAAUAGGUUUUUAGGAGAAUUCAUCUACUUAGACUUUUUAAAUGCCUGCCAUAAAUGAAAUUGAAAUGGUAGAAUGGCUGACCACAGCAAUGACCAGCCCUCAUUAUAGGGCCCUGGAUGAUUUCUGGUCUAAUAACGCAUGCUAGUGUUGAUGUUUUUUGGUCAAGAGGGUAUGAACAGGAAGAAUUAUGCAGCAGGCUUUAUUUUAAAUGCCGAUUCACAUUACUCUGUUCAAGCUGCGUUGAAGAUGUUAAACUGGCUUACUAUAGACUUUGUAAAAAUGGCUCCAGAAGAGUAACAAACUGAAAUCUUUUGAGAUCACACAGGUUGGAAAUAUGUACAUAACUGCACAAGGUGUCGAUUCUGCUAUACAGUGCAGUUUUAGUCAGUUUUAGUUGCAUAGGUUUCCAUUGUAUUUAUAGUCUGUUUAUGCUAAAUCUGGCCAAAGAUGAGCAUUGUCCACCACUAAAAUGCCUCUGCCACUUUGAAUUCUGUGCUAAUUUUGUGGCCAGAAUGCGGUGAUCAAAACGCUCAAUCUUUUUACAGUGGCAUAGGAAGACGGCAAAAAUUUCCUAAAGUGCAAUAGAUUUUCAAGUGUAUUGUGCCUUGUUCUAAAACUUUUAUUAUUAAGUAGGUGCACUUGACAGUAUUGAGGUCAUUUGUUAUGGUGCUAUUUCAAUUAGUCUAGGUUUAGGCCCUUGUACAUUUUGCCCAUAACUUUUUACAAAAUACUUCUUUUAUUGCACAUUCAGAGAAUUUUAUAUAUAUGUCUUGUGUGCGUGUCCUUAAACUUCCAAUCUUAUUUUGUCUCUUGGAGAUUGUUGAACGCAGCUUGUCUAGGAAGGGGAUGGGACUAGAUUCUAAAAUUUAUUUGGGACCAUGGGAAUGAUAGUUGGGAAGAAAACUAUUUGCACACGACAGAUUUCUAGAUACUUUUUGCUGCUAGUUUUAUGUAAUAUUUAUUGAACAUUUUGACAAAUAUUUAUUUUUGUAAGCCUAAAGUGAUUCUUUGAAAGUUUAAAGAAACUUGACCAAAAGACAGUACAAAAACACUGGCACUUGAAUGUUGAAUGUCACCGUAUGCGUGAAAUUAUAUAUUUCGGGGUAGUGUGAGCUUUUAAUGUUAAGUCAUAUUAAACUCUUAAGUCAAAUUAAGCAGACCCGGCAUUGGCGGUGUAGCCAUAACUUUCUGAUGUUAGUAAAAACAAAAUUGGCGACUUGAAAUUAAAACAUGCCAAGGUUUUGAUACACUUGUCUUAAGAUAUUAAUUGAAACACUUCAAAACACUGAUACGAAGUGUCCAGAUUCUCAGAUGUUUGUUGCGUGAGUUUUGUUUAGUUGUGUGUAUUUUUUUUUUUUUUUUUUCAGUGAAUGUCUGGCACAUUGCAAUCCUCAAACAUGUGGUUAUCUUUGUUGUAUUGGCAUAAUCAGUGACUUGUACAUUCGGCAAUAGCAUUGGAGCAAGUUUUCUCAGCAAGCAAUAUUUUCAGUUAAUAAUGUUUCAAAAAUUACGUAAGAAUGAAUUUAAACUUGCUGAAUGUAAAAAGAUUGAACCUCAAGUCACUGUAGCUUUAGUAAUUGCUUAUUGUAUUAGUUUAGAUGCUAGCACUGCAUGUGCUGUGCAUAUUCUGAUUUUAUUAAAAUAAAAAAUUGAACUGCACAGUCUCCUUUGUUGCUGUCAAUUGUGGUUUAUUAUUAGCAGAGGUGAAAAUAAAGUUGUGCUUUUGCCUGAAGAAAUUGUAAAAUGUAAUUUCUUGGUUGCUGUCCAGUGUUAUUUGUGAGAUGCCUCUUAGAAACAGAAUUACUCUGGUACCAUAAAUACUUCCAAUAAAAGAUAAUAAUAGUUUGAAAUUCAGUGAAACAGGACUUUUUGUAAUAGAAAAUUAAAGCCCUUUUAUCAGUGUACAUGUUACAUAUGGGUUUAUAAGCAGCUUAAUAUGAGUGAGAAUCUUUGAAGGAUUGAACAGAAUGAAGUAGGUAAAAGUAGCAAUUGAACAAGUGAAAGUAUCUAUUUAGAGAUCAGGAAUGUAUUUGGAACAGGUCAAGGGUAAUGGCAUGGACACCCAUUCUUUACCUUCAGAUGUAUUUGCUGACAUCCUUUGUUAGCACACAGGGCUACAGGCAGCCACUACUGAUUAAAAAGUGGUAAGCCGCAUAGAUGUUAACCUCUAAGGUACAGAUUAGGUUAAGCCAAAUAGCUAUUUUUUAAAAUAUAUUUUAUUAACACUUUUAGAGCAGUUUUAGGUUUACAGAAUAUUUGAGCGGGAAGAGUUCCCAUAUGCCCCGUCUCCCCUCUGCACCUUACUAACAUUUUUCUCGCCGUUACAUUUAAUAACCAGUAUUGGUGCAUUGUUAAAGACUAUAGUCUACUUUUAGGGUUCGCCCUUUGUGUUGUACGGUUUUGUAGAUUUGGACAAAUGUAUAAUGUAUCUACCACUACAGUAUCAUGAACUCGUAACAGUCCUAAAAGUCCCCUAUGCUACACCUAUUCCUACCCCUGAACCCCUGGCAACCACUGGUCUUUUUACUGUCUCUACUUUUACCUUUCCAGAACUUCAUAUAGUUGGAUUCAUACAGUAUGUAGCUUUUUCCCACUGGCUUAAUUUUUUAAGUUGUAAAUAAAACAUUUGCCAUUUCAACAUUUUCACACAAGUUGGUGGCAUCAUGUUCACCAUUAUUAAUUUUCAAGUUUUUCUGUCACUCUCAACAGAAGCUCAGUGACACCUAAGCAGUCAUCUCCCCUGCCCCUCCCUCCAUUCCCCCCCCCCGUAGCCACUAAUAAACUUAGCUCUCUAUACAUUUGCUUUGCUAGAUGUGUAAAUGAAUCAUAAUUGUCCUUUUAUUUCUCCUUAUUACUAAGCAGUAUGUACCACAUUUCGUUUAUCCAUCUUUCAAUCUUGGCUCUUGUGAAUAGCACUGCAAUGAGCAUUGGCAUAUGUGUAUGUUUCAUUUAUCGUAUUUGCUAGCUAUAUAUUCCCCUAUAAUCCUGCCAAGUUCAUCUUUUCUGCUAGAAACUUCUUUCACAUGACCGUUUUCUUAAGGUUUCAAUUCAUAGAGGCCCUGACAUUCCCAGCUAAAUUGCUCUAUCAAGAACCAAGGAAACCCUAACAGGAAGGAUGUGCAACCAGUACUGGUCUCUGGGCCUGUCUCUCCACAGGAGAUGGGGCAGGAGCUACUGAGGCUGAUGAUUCUUUGGUCACCUCACUCCCAGAUUAUGAGGGACAGGUCACAGAGGGGCUGGGCUUCCUCUCUUCUGGUCACUGGAUGUGGCACACAGAUAUGUGCUUCCUACUUCCCUCAGUGCUCCUUUAUCGUGGGAUUGUAGCAUGAAACUACUUUGACUUCUAAAAGUAGAACAUUUUCGUGAGCAAGAGAAUACCACCUUACUGUGACCUUCAGCAAGUGCUUUAACAUCUGAGCCACAGUUUUGUUUACAAUGAAGUAGGAACAACGUAACCUGCCCUAUAAACUUUUUGUGACAAGGGAGGAUAUAUUUAAAGUAGAAGUCCUGUUGAUGCAGGGUUUUAAGCGCUUGGUUGCUAAGCAAAAGAUAGGCGGUUUGGACCCACCAACCACCCUGUGGGAGAAAGAUGUGGCAGCCUGCUUCCGGAAAGAUUUACAGCCUUGGAAACCCUAUGGGGCAGUCCUACUCUGUCCUACAGUGUGCUAUGAGUCAGAAUCAACUCAAUGGCAGUGGGUUUGGUUUGAUUUUACGGUAAUUCUAUGUUUAACUUUUUGAGGAACCACCAAACCUUUCCACAGCAGCUGCACCGUCUUAUAAUCCUAACAACAAUAGAUGAGGGUUCCAAUUUCUCCACAUCUCCCUAACACUUGUUUACUGAUUUUCCGAUAAUAGCCAUCCCAGUGGGGGUGAAGUGGAAUCUCAUUGUGGUUUUGAUUUGCAUUUCCCCAAUGAUUAAUGAUAUUGCAUAUCUUUUCAUAUGCCUAUUGGCCAUUUACAGGCCAUUUUACAGGAGCCCUAGAGGCUCCGCUGCUGUUGUAUUUUAGAGUGCUAUUUUAUAGUUAGCUUUCUCAACUGUCACAAAAAGUAAAACUGCUCCCUCACCCCCAAUUCUUUUUUUCUCCUUUUUUAAAAAAUUGUGCUUUAAGUGAAAGUUUACAAUUCAAGUCAGUUUCUCAUACAAAAACUUAUACACACAUUGUUAUGUGCCCCUAGUUGCUCUCCCUAAAAUGUGACAGCACAUUCCUCUCCACCAUGUAUUUCGCAUGUCCACUCAACCAGCUCCUAUGUCCCUCUGCCUUUUCAUCUCACCUCCGGACAGGAGCUGCCUACUUAGUCUCGUGUCUACUUGAGCUAAGAAGCACUCCUCACCAGUAUCGUUUUAUGUCUUAUCCCAACCCAAAAACCCACUGCCGUCGAGUGGAUUCCAACUCAUAGCGACCCUACAGGACAGAGUAGAACCGCCCCAUAGAGUUUCCAAGGUGCGCCAGGCAGAUUUGAACUGCCGACCUCUCAGUCAACAGCCGUAGUAGCACUUAACCACCACGCCACGAGGGCUUCCUUAUGUCUUAUAGUCCAGUCUAAUCUUUGUCUGAAGAAUUGUCUUCAGGAGUGGUUUUAGUUUUGGGCUAACUGAGAGUCCAGGGACCAUGCCCUCUGGGGUCCCUCCAGUCUCAGACCAUUAAUCUGGCCUUUUUACUAGAAUUUGAGCUCUGCACCCCACUUUUCUCCUGCUCCAUCAGGGACUCUCUGUUGCGUUCCCUGUCAGGGCAGUCAUCAGUUGUAGCCAGGCAUGAUCUAGUUCUUCCAGUCUCAGGCUGAUGGAGUCUCUGGUUUAUGUGGCCCUUUCUGUCUCUUGGGCUCAUCUUUACCUUGUGUCUUUGGCAUUCUUCCUUCUCCUUUGCUUCAGGUGGGUUGGGAGCAAUUGGUGCAUCCUCGAUGGCCACUUGCUAGCUUUUAAGACCCCAGACGCCACUCACCAAAGUGCGCCCCCAGUUCUUUCAUCACUUUCCCAUGGUCGGAAGCUCAGAGCCACCCUGACAACUUCUAUUUCACCACAUCUGUCUACCAUCAAGUUACCAUUAUUUAUAAACAUUGUUCAUGUCUGCUGUCCCUUCUCUUCCAUGCUGCCUUCAGCCUAGUCCACAGAAACAGCAGCCUCCAGCCUCCCCUCUCUCCCCCUUCUGGGACAAAUAUCCAUUUCUGCUUCUCCCUUAUAUCACCCCAAUAUGGCUCAGGAUGGCAAUGUGCCUCUCUAAGAAUAUGGGUUUCCCAGCCUCUCUUGCAGCUAAGGUAGCAUUGUCUCCCAGUGUUGGUCAGUGAGAUGUAGGUGGAAGUCCCCGGAGUGGGUGUCCCUUCCCAAACAAAGCCUCUAGAGAAAGCUUUUGAUUUCUUCUCUCCUAGAACUUGGAGCAUGAUGUCCAGAAGGGAAGGAACCAGUCUGUGACCAAGGGGACAAAAACUAUAUGCUGAAAAUGGUAGAGUGGAAAGAUAAGGAGGCUUGCCUGUGUCCUGAAGGGCAUAGUGAAACCAUUGCCCCAGAAUGCACCGUCUUCCUCUGGACCUCUCAUUAACAAAAAAAAAUUUUUUUUUUUUUUUUUUUGGCUUUAAAGAACAGAAAUUUAUUUUCUCACAGUUUAAAAGACGAGAAGUCCAAAUUCAGGGCAGUGGCUAUAGAGAGGCUUUCUCUCCAUUGGCUCUUGGGGGAAGAUUCUUCUGGGUUGUCUAUCCUUGCAACAUUUAGGGAGGUUUUAAUCUUUUGAAAGAUAAAAUUCCAAAGUAAAAGAACCUAUAAGCUAAAGGAAGGGGGUGGAUCCAAUCAUUUGCCAUGCCACAUAAAUAUUUAUAAUCUAUCAUCUGGGAUACUAUUUACAUGAUAUUUUUGCAAAUAUCAGAAACUUUCUUGUUUCAAAUUUCUGACUCUUUUUACUGCUUAAAAAAGACAACACAUACAUGCGCACACACACACACACAGUCUUCCCAGGGAUAUGGAGAGCAACUGGCCAUGGUGAGCCCUUUACUUGGGAAGGCCAGUAACAGACAAUCAAGAACCAAUAACUCACACAAGAUGGGAACAGCCUAAAAUGUCCAUCAACAAAUAAAUGGAUAAAUAAAAUGUGGUACGUACAUCUGGGUGAUACAAAGAGUUAACUCACUCAGCUGCUAACCGAAAGGUUAGAGGUUCGAGUCUACCCAGAGGCACCUCAAAAGAAAGGCCUGGCAAUCUACUUCCGAAAAAUCAGCCUUUGAAAGCCCUGUGGAACACAGUUCUACUCUGACACACACAGGGUCACCAUGAGUCAGAGUGAACUCCAUGGCAGCUGGUUACAUAUAUACAGUGGAAUAUUACUCAGCCAUAAAGAAAUGAAGCUCUGGUACCUGCUAUAGCAUGAAUGGACCUUGAAAAUAUUAUGCAGAAUAAAAUGUCAGUCAGAAAAGGAAAAAUAUGAUCCCACUUAUAUAUCUAGAAUAGCAGAAACAAUUUGAAAUAGAGGCAAAGGUCAUGCUGUUUCCAGGCCCCUGUGUGGGCUAAAGCGGCACUAAAGGAGAAGGAUUAUGUUACUAAAACAAGGAUUAUAUAGCUCAUAACAGUGCUUGGGGCCAGCACAGGCAUCCUUGACUUCUUGCGUUGCCCCAGCCCCUCCAUCCCCCAAAAAACCACUUGCCGUCACGGAGAAUGAAGAAAACCAAAGACACAAGGGAAAGAACUGAAGUCCAGAGAACUAAUGGACCACAAUUACUGCAGCCUUCAUCAGACUGAGUCCAGCACAACCAGAUGGUGCCCGGCUACCACCAACAACCACACUGACAGGGAUCACAAUAGAGGGUCCUGGACAGAGCUGGAGAAACAUGUAGAACAAAAUUCUAACUCACAAAAGAAGACCAAACGUACUGGUCUGACAGAGAUUGGAGAAACCCCGAGAGUAUGGCGCCCGGACACACUUACAGCUCAAGAAUGAAGUCACACCUGAGGUUCACCCUUCAGCAGAAGAUUAACCCAGACCCCAAAACAUCAGAAGAUUAGACAGGCCCAUAAAAACAAAACGAGACUAAAGGGGCACACCAGCCCAGGGGCAAGGAUGAGAAGGCAGGAGGGGACAGGAAAGCUGGUAAUGGGGAUCCCAAGGUUGAGAGGGGGAGAGUGUUAACACGUCAUGAGGUUGGCAACCAGCGUCACAAACAAUAUGUGUAUUAACUGUUUAAUGAGAAACUAGUUUGCUCUGUAGACCUUCCUCUAAAGUACAAUAAAAAUUAAAAUAAAAAAAAGUUGCUGUCCAGUUGACUGACCCAUGUGUAUCAGAGUAGAACUGUGCUCCACAGGAUUUUCAAUGGCUAAUUUUUUGGAAGUAGGUUGCUAGGCCUCUCUUCUGAGGCACCUUUGGAUGCAGUUGAACCUCCAACCUUUCAGUUAGCAGCCAAGUGCGUCAACUGAUGGACUCCUGCCGUUUCAUCAACGUCCCCCAAAUCACUGUCUCCAGUUGACUCCAUUGCCCUAGUUCUCCUCAGACUCACCCAAUUUUCCCUAUCCCUAUUGCCACUCCCUUGGUUGCAGCCAUCUAAGCUACUCACCUAAAUGGCUGUAGCAGCCUCUAAACUGGUCCAUGCCUCUUGGGUUUUCUCACCCUCAAAUCUAUUUUCCACCCUGAAGUCACAGUGAUCUUUCUAAAGGGCAAAUCUGGUCACAUUAUUCUCCCGCUUAAACCCCUACAAUGCUGGGUUAAAAAAAAAAUACAGAAAAGUGCAUAUCACAUAGUCAUAUAAUUAAACCAACAGUUAUAACACAAGUAUCCAUAUAACAUCUCCUAGGACAAGAAACAACUUUGCUAGCAUCCUAGAUGCUGAUCAUAUAUCCCUUCCUAAUCGCAAACCCCUCUUACCUAAAAGUAAAUAUAAUACUAAUGUUUAUUGUUACCCCUUCCUUGUUUCAUUUACAAUUUUAUCACCCAGGUAUGCAGUGCUAAAUACUAGCUUUGCUUGUUCCUGAACUUUCAUUGCUGUAUAGUAUUCCAUUUCAUAAAUAUCACUAUGUAUUCUAUUAUUUUAAUCCAUUCUAUUAUUGCUGGACAUUUUGGGUUGUUUCCAGAAUUUUUGCUAUUGAGAACAAUUACAAUGCAGGCUAAAGUUUUUAUUAUAGAAUUUUCAAACAAACACAAGACUAGAGAAGGAAUCGUGAAGUGAAACCCCGUGGCCCUGCAUGCAGCUUCAAGAAUUAUCAAUGUUUCAAAGCAAGAGGUUUUUGUUUGUUUGUUUUUUAAUUGUGCUUUGGGUGAAAGUUUACAAUAUAAAUUAGUUUCUCACUCAAACAUUUAUUCACAAAUUAUUUUGUGACAUUGGUUGCAAUGCCCCCAUUUUGUCAGCACUCUGGCCCUUUCCCUUUCCACCCCAGGUUUCCUGUGUCCAUUCAUUCAACUAUCCUGUCCCUUCUGCCUUCUCGUCUUUGCUUUUGAGCAUGUGUUCCCCAUACGGUCUCCUGUACUUGAUUGAACUAAGAAGCAAGUUCCUCGUGUGUGUUAUUUGUUUUAUAGGCCUGUCUAAUCUUUGGCUGAAAGGUGGACUUUGGGAGUGGCUUCAGUUCUGAGUUAGCAGGGUCCCCAGGGGCCAUAGUCUCAGGGGUUCUCCAUUCUCUGUAAGACCAGUAAGUCUAUAAAGUGCUUUUGCACAACUGUUAUCUCAUUUUUGCUCAUUUUCAUGCCAGCAGUGCUUUAUUGAGAUAUUAUUUAUAUACAGCAAAGUGCACAAAUUGAGACACUGAUAGUUCAGUGGUAGAAUUCUCACCUUCUGUGUGGAGACCUAGGUUCAAUUUCCCACCAAUCCACCUCAUGCCCAGCCACCACCCAUCUGUCCAUAAAGGCUCGCAAGUUGCUAUGAUGGUAAACAAGUUUCAGUGGCGCUUCCAGACUAAGACAGACUAGGAAGAAAGGACUGGCGACCUACUUCUGAAAAUCAGCCAGUGUGAACUCUAUGGAUCACAGCAGUUCGUUGUGCAUGGGGUUGCCGUGAAUCAGGAGCUGACUAGAUGGCAGCUAACAACAACAACAAAGUGCGUAAAUCUUAAGUGAGCAGCUCAAUGAAUCUUGCCCAAUAUAUAUACCUGGGUAACUCACACCUAGACUAAGCUACAGAACAUUUUCGGCACCCCUGAGAAUUCCUUCACAUUGCCUCCUUGUGUCUUCAUGACAACCUCAGGACAGCCGUGCAUUAUUUGCCCAUGUCACCACUGAGGAACAUCAGCCUGAGGGGCUAAGAGACCUGCCCAGGUGCCAGUACCUCCUUGAGACUAGGAUGGUGCUGCCCUCACCAUAGAGUGGUGGCUGAGAGCCUUCUGUCUUGAGCUAGCAUCAUUAGCCAAUGUGUUGACUUCCUGGAAAAUGAGACUCUGUCCCCCUUUCUACACAGCCAGGCGGGGAGCCAGGAUGGGGGUAGUGAGAGGGACCAGCAAGUUCUUUUUUUAACUCCAGUCAUUUUCCGGAGCCAUCUCCCAACCAUCAACAUUCUGGACAAUGCCCUGGAGCCUGACACUUGUCAGUACCAGAUGCGCGGAUGCUAAUGCCAGGCUAGAAACUGCCUCCGGGGAAGGAGCAGUCACCAACCAGUCAAACUGGGUGGGUAGGGCAGCCUACUGCACAAGAGCAAGGCCUGGUAUGGAGGUCAGUGUGAGUGUGCUCAGGGGCCACCACCCUAUCCUGGCCUGGGUCUGGGCAAGAUUUGAGGACUUCCUGAGCAAGCACAGGGCAAACACAAGGUGUAUCAUGAGCUUUCACGCGAAUUUCUCCCUCCAGGAUAAAGCACUUUCUCAAAUAGGCUGUAUGCUCAGGACACGGCCCUGGGGGCCUCUGUCCUCCAGGGAUGACCCAGCGUGCCAUAUGGGGCCAGGAUCCUAUUGCUCACUGUUCUUCAGAGCUCUGGGAAAUUUCUAGGCUUCCUUACGAAAUUCUCUUUCUACUGUCACGAACAGAGCCCCCACCUGAACUGGAACCGCUGUUCUCAGAAGUCUGAGGAAUACGGAGCAGGCCUAGGUUAGAGGCCCAAGCCUGGUUUCUCCUCAAGGCCAGAGCCCCCUUUAGUCACGCUCUCGCUAGCUGCUCAGGAGCUGGGCGACUCAUCCUAUUUCUUUAAAGGAAAGGAUCAGAGAGUCAAUUGGCCUUAUUUAUUUAUUACUGAGAUCUGGAUGAGGAAGCGACACAAGAGACAUAGCAAAGACUUGAGGCAGCAGCCCAUGAGGAGUCCUUUCAUUUUUUUUUUUUUUUUCAUUUUAAUAACGGCCUUAAUUGCAAAGCCACAAAUGAACUCACACCAUCUGUUCAUCUCACAGCGUAGCUGAGGAUCAUCUGAUGACUGUUCCCCGGGAACAGCUGUUUGUUCUCAGUGAACAUUUCCGUGUAGACCCAUUUCGGGGAUUUGCUGUUCUUCACCUCCACGUGGCAGUGAGGAAGCAACCCCCAAAUUUCUGUGUACAGCACUUACCCGUCUCCCAUUUUUUGGCUGACGUCGGGGCAGGCACACACCAUGGCCCUGGCUCAACCCUCCCUGCCACUUGAUGACAAGCCGAGGGACAAAAAAAUAACCUUGUCUUGGCUCUGACCUACCCCAGAGGGAGCCUGUGCAGCAUAGGGCAAAGAAAGAAGCAGCCUAGCCUCAUGGCUUUUACAGGUUGAUGACACAGGGCACUGAAACAACAAAGGUUUCACUCUUCAGAAAAAAGACUUCCUGUUGUUCCCCGGAACUGAGCUUCUGAGUCACAAUUGUCAGCCUCUGAGGACACAAAUAGCUUUCUUAGUCUUGAUUUGGGCUUUGACAUGAAUUCCAGCCCUUUGAUUUUAGCACAUUUCCUCAUGGUGUUGUAAAAGUGGGAGAAUAACUAUAACCACCUCUAAACAGGAAGUUAUUUAGGGGGAAAAAAAAGACAAAGCUUUGUUGUGAGUACAAAUGUAGCCACACCUCGGCAUAGAAGGUCCCUCUAGAGAGAUAAAGAACCAGGGUGCCUAAGUCACAUGACCCCAAAGCCUUAGUGAGAUCUGGAUGAAAUAGAAACUUCCUGUUUAUUUUAGUCCUUUAAAACCACAGGGGCGGGGAGGAAGCAGGGAUCGAAACCACUCCUGUUGGAGCCAAAAGAAUACGAGCUGCUGUAUCUGUCCUGAAAAUUGUGGCGUCGCCCGUCCCUUCGACCACAUUUUCCGGUUCCCACCCGAGGACAAGACUGAGAUAAUACCAUAAUUAUACGUAGGAUCGACCCAGAACUCACACCAGAUGCUUUCAAUUAGCUAAUUUUAACCUCACAGCACCCUUCUGUGGGUGGGGAUAGAGAGCAGAUACAAACAUUUGUUUUACAGAUAAGAGCUGUCAUGGGGAGGCUGAAUGACCCAAUCCUGGUCAAAUCAUAACUCAAAAGCUGAGUCAGAACCUGGCUUGGUUUCAAGCCCUCCUCCUACCUCAGCUACUUUCUCCGAAAUAUCUCUAGUCACUCAGUUUCUGAGGCCUUUCAUUUUAGUACUGGGCCUGCCACGAUUCAUUUCUUGACAGUGCUCACACCCAAAGGCGUGCCAUUUCCACCAUCCUCACCUUGGGGCUCUAAGUGGAAGAUCUACACCGCACCUCAGAGCAGUCCCAGGUAAUUCUCAGGAUGGUAGAUAAGAAGGGCUCCCGGAGCUUAGCAUAGGGAUGCCCAAACUUUAUUAAAAAUACACGUGCUGAGCAUGUGGAGAAUUUGGAAUUCUCAUUCAUUGCUGGUGGGAUUGUAAAAUGGUGCAGCCUCUUUGGGAAACAGCCUGGAAGUUCCUCAGAAGGUAACAUACCCACCCAUUGUUGUCGAGUUGAUUCCGAUUCAUAGGACAGAAUACAACUGCCCCAUAGGGUUUCCAAGGCUGUAAAUCUUUACGGAAGCAGAGUGUCGCAUCUUUCUUCCGUGGAGCGGCUGGUGGAUUCGAACUACCAACCUUUUGGUUAGCAGUCAAGCGCUUAACCACUGUACCACCAGGGCUCCUUACAUAGAGGUACAUUAAGAAAAAAACCAAAACCAAAGCCGUUGCUGUUGAGUCAAUUCCAACUCAUAGCAACCCUAUAGAACAGAGUAGAACUGCCUCAUAGAGUUUCCAAGGAGCGCCUGGUGAAUUCGAACUGCCGACCUUUGGGGUAGCAGCCAUAGCACCUAACCACUAUGCCACCAGGGUUUCCAGAGGUACCGUAUGACCCACCAAUUCCACUUCUAGGCAUCUACCCAGAGAAAUGAAGACAUAUGUCCACGUAAAACUUAUACACAAAUGUUUAUAGAAGCAUUAUACAUAAUAACCAAAAAAGUGGAAAAAACCCAUGUCUAGCCACAGAUGAAUGGAUAAACAAAAUGUGGCACAUCCAUGCAGUGGAAUAUCAUUUCACCAUAAAAAAUGAAGUACUGAUACAUGCUACAACGUGAAUGAAUCUUGAAAAUAUUAUGCUAAGUGAAAGAAGGCAGACAUAAAAGGCCACAUAUUCCAUUUAUAUGAAAUGUUCAAUACAGGCAACCCACGGAGAUAGAUAGUAGAUUACUGGUUGUCAGGGACUGGGGGAGGGUGGAAUAGGGAGUGACUUCUGAUGGAUACUGAAUUUUUUUUGAGGCGAUAAAAAUGUUCUAAUAUUAGUAAUGAUGAUUGCACAACUCUGUGAAUAUACUAAAGCCCAUCGACUUGUACACUUUACAAGGGUGGAUUUCAUGGUAUGUAAAUGAUACCUCAAUAAAACUGUUGCCAAAAAAACAAAAAAAAUACAUAUGCCUGGGCUCACUCUCAGAGUGUCUGGUUCAGCAAGUCUGAGAUGGGGCCUGAGUGUCAGCAUUUAUAGCAAAUUACACUAAACCUUGGGGAGAGGGUGGUUUACAAGGAAGCAUAUGCCAUCGUGUGUGUCCCUGAAGAGCUUACAGUCACACUGCCGAAACACAGCGGCCAAUUCAAGAACAAUCAAGGGCCAGAGUGCAUGGUCCUAAAGAUAAGUACACAAGAAGUUCCAGAUAGAGAGAGAGAGAGGGGACAGUGUGUGGCAAAGGUGUCCUGGGAGAGAAGAGAAGUCAGCUGAGUCUUGGAAGAUGGGUAAGAUUUACAAAGACAGAAGGGACACAUUCCAGCAGCAGAACAGCCCCUGCUGAGAUUUGGAAGUAGGAAUGACCAGGGCAGGUACGGGGUAUGGUUUGGAGACUGGUCUUACUAACCUGGAAGGUGAAACUGGAGGAGUUGAGGAAGACAGGUUAGGAGAGGUGGGCUGGGGGCAUGUCUGAAAGCCUGGAUGCAUUGUGGUGGCUGAUGUGGAGCCAAAGACAACUGUGAGCCACAGAAUGAGGGAACAAAGCGGAAUUCAAGAAGGAAUACCCUGGCAUCGAUAUAAAGAUGCAAGGACUGGCAAUAAAAUGCUGAUUGAGAAGCUAGGGCAGGAAUCAAGAAAUGUAAUGAGGAGUGUCAAGGCCCGAGUCUUGACAGUGGACAGAAGAGGAAAGAGCAAACUCAGAGUUUAAAGAGGAAAUAGGUGAGAGAUUGGCUAAUCCAGAAUGAAGAAAAGAGAAGAAUCAAAGGGAAGCCUACAUGAGGAUGGGCACAAAAGGAGGAAACAGGGCUGUUUCUGGAGGGAGUCCAAUCAACCACCAACCUAGACUAGGAUGAUAUGACCUAGAGGAAGUGAAAGCUGAAAGUUUGUUGUCGAGUCUCCUCGAACUCAUGGUGACACCAUGUGUGUGAGAGUAGAACUGUGCUCCACCAGGACCUGGUUUAAAUCCCAGUUCUACCACUAUUGGCCAUGUGAUGUUGGGCAAGUCACAUGACCCCUCUGUGCUUUAAUUUUCCCAAGUGUCAAAUUCAAGUACCACGAGUAACUAACUACCUCAUAGGUUGUCAUGACAAACAACCGAAAAUCCAUGUGAAACAGAGGAAAUACUUUGAAAACUAUGAAUGAGCUUUUUCUCUUUUGUGUUCCUAUAUGUGUGACCUUCUCCUUGGGCAGCCAGAGGAGCCAUCUGCUUGGGAGCAGGGAAAGCUUUUCCUAAUUUCUUUGUCAAACUAAAAGUCUGUUCUGGAGAACUCAGAUCACAAUGUUUCUUCCAUUAUAGAGAGAAGAUAUGGAUUUCACCAUUAGUAAGGCCACGAGCCUUGCUGCCUUAGUGUAAGGAGGAAGUGAAAGCCCAAAGAUUGCUCCCUCUGGCCCCCAGGAAUUAUGGGCAGAAACAUGGAGGUGAGGCCAGGAGAGGCGUGGCAGUGGGUCCCAAGGUCACCUUUCUGGGCUUCGGUACAGAGAAGUGGGUCGCAAGUUAGAUAUGAUAAAAGGGAAGCCAUAAGCAGUUGAUCUUUGGCCAGGUUCAUAUUUUGGACCCUGAGAGGAGACUGUAUCCCACACUGUCCCCCUCUACACCUUGGGGCCACAUGGGAAUGGCUUGUAGGUGCAGCGUGGUGAGGCCGAGGAGAGCAGGAAUGUAGCCAUCCAGAAUUGCUCUCUGUUGCUGUGUGACCUACACAGAAAGUUUUCUUCUGGCUGGAGUUAGGCAAAGAUGAAAGAAUCAGGCUAAGGGUAGGAAUUUAGGAGUCAACAUCUCUUGAGCACCUAGAAAGUUCUGCCCUGGGAAAUAUAGACUGGUGCAAAGAUGAACUCUAGUUCCAGCUCUCAAAAAGUGAUCCUUGAAGCCAAGCUUAGGUUAGCUCAGUGAUGAACAGGAUGGGGAGACUCAUAAUUAGGACAGACUAGGACAGAACCCUGGGGGGCACCUUCACCCCCACAGAAGGAAGGACGCAAGAUAAGGAGUCCCCAGUGGAGACCUGAAGUGUAGGAGGAGAACUGGAAAUGUGCUGUGUCAAAGAAGCCCAGGGAGGCAAGAGUUUCAAUGACAUUAAAUUCCCUAAGUGUUUAAUACACACCCACUGCACUAGGAAACCAAAUUAGGCUAAUCCCUGUUGAAAGAGCUGUGCUUACUGUAUGCCUCUGAGCACUGUGUGCUCCUUUAAAUUUCCGGGUGGGCAAGAGCAUCUCUCCAGGAGUUAAAUGUACUAUUUUCUGCUGAGACAAGAGCACUCCUGUGGGAUCCCAGCCUGACAGCAAAGCAGGUCUCCGUUCUGGGUUCCAGCCAGGCCCUUACCUGGUAGGUUCCAUAUUUACUAUAGGUGGAACAGGUGAGUCAGUGCCUUCAAUAGCCCAGGGAGCUCUCCCCAACAGCAGGGAGCCCAGGGUCUGGCUCCAGGCCAGAGGGCAUGAGAGCAACUCAGUUCCCUUCUACUUGCAAGGCAACCUGUACAGAGUGGCCCAAUCCAGGUGCCAGCGUGGCUGAGGCCAUAGAGGUGCCCAGAUGGGCACACCAGGGGCGGGUAGGCAGGUCAUUUGCGUGGCCAGGCCUGCCGAGUGCAGAUCUGUGAACUGGGUCAGGAGGGCGUGUGCGGGCAAUUACCAGAGCAGGCCCCGGUUACGCACAUAUCGCCUGAUUUCCCCACGACUUGCUACUACUUGCUCUUCCUGUCGGGGUCAUUUUAGCUGUGUCCUGGUGGUUACUUUCGUUAGCACUUGGAUUAAAAAAGGAAAACAAAAAGAAACAAUCCUUCUCUUUGGGUUUACAGGGAAGUUCGCAUUUUCCAAAGUCCCUAGUUGUGAGAAGGGAAUACUGAGGCAGGCUCUUUUUAAGGCUCUUGGAUGCUGCAAGUAUUACAGAGAUAACAAAGGGUUUUCAUAUGAUAUAUUUAUCCUUGUGACACCACAUGUAGAUGAAAUAGUUUCCUUUAUCAAGUUGUUUCGAGAUUUUUAUGUUUUGAAACUCCUUUGUUUUCCGCCCAUAUUUAUUUAUUUAAAUUGUGGUAAAUAUAUGUGUAACAAAACAUUUGCCAUUUUAACAUUGUUUACAUGUACAAUUCAGUGACAUUAAUUACAUUCAUCAUGUGGUUAACCAUCACCAUUACCAUCCAUUUCCACAAUUUUCCCAUCACCCUUAGCAGAAGCUCAGUGUCCCAUAAGUAAUGAGUCCCACUUUUCCCUUCCCUUCCCCCUGCCCCUGUUUACCACUGAUAUACUUUGGUCUCUAUACCCUUGCCUCUUCUAGAUAUUUCACAUAAACACUAUUCAUACUAGCCAAAAGGUGGAAAGAGUCUAAAUGUCUAACAGAUGAAUGAUAAGCAAAAUGUGGUACCUACAUACAAUGGAAUAUUAGUCAUAAAGAGAAAUGAAGUCCUGAUACAUGCUACAACACGGGUGAAACUUGAAAACAAUAAGCCGAGUGAAACAAGUCAGUCACAAAAGGACAAAAACUGUAUGUUUUCUGCCAAUUUUUGUGUGUGAAAGUUAUUACCUCAAAUUACUAAAGUAAAAGUCACGGUAGUUUGAUCCUAGCACACCAAACAUCUAUUUUCUCCCUCGGUACUCAGUAACAUAAACUCUGCGCUUGUUCACGCGUCCAUUCAUUGAUUCAGUAAACAUUUUUGAACGCUAAAUGUAUACCAAGCCAGCUGCUUGAAGCAGGGAAUAUAGAGAUGAAAAAUGCAGUCUCCUGGGGGGAAAGAAAAUGAAAACGAAAUUAUAAUUCAGUGUGAAAAAUGUUGUGAGAGAUGUAGCAGAUGCCGUGGGCUAGCCCUGUAUCCCUGGGCCACCUGAGUUCAUCUGCAGCUGGAGCAGGCAGUUGGCCACUUCCUUUCUCAAGUCUUGGCCUCUCUCAGCUUCUUAGAGAGAGAGGCGCUACUGGAGGGGUAACCCAGAAGUGUAGGAGGGGUGGGAGGGAGUUAGGCAUGGGGGACGGGAGCUGGUGGAGAAAUGCGUCGGCCUCCCGGUCCUCCAGUGGGACAAUCUGAGGCAGGCUCCACACGGUCUCUCAGACAAUCCCAGCAGGAUUGAGCCUUUGUUGCCCACAGUGGUAACCUGCUCAUAAAGUCGCCCUUUAUUGGCUUUUCCUCCCUACCCUGUCUCACUUUCCUCACGCUUUCACUGUGAUUUCUGGGGUCACCACCCAAAUAAAUCACCUGCACCCCAAGUCCUUGUCUCAGGACCUGCUUUUGGGGGAACACAGCGAAGACAAUAGAGAUGAAAAUGGAGACCCUGGGUGCACAGAGGGGCCCCCAACCCAGGCUAGGUUGAUCAUGAAAGUUUCACCAAACUGAAAGCUGUGAAGUAAGUCAGACGUGAAGCCUGAGGUGGUCGGGAAAGAAGAGGAAGAAGGGGUUGGGCUCAGGUGCAGGGACCAAUGAGUGGAAAGGUAUGUCAGUGUGAGGAAACAGGGAAUUCGGAAAAUCCUUCAGAAUGGCUACACUGCAGGGUGCUUGUAAGAGUUGUUGGGGCAGGCAGGGCUCAGACCCUUCUGCGCAGCCAGGUCUGGGUGGCGUCUGAGCCUGGUGCUAUGCCUCUAUGCUGUAUUCCAUUCUUUUUAAAAUUAUGGUAAAAUAUUUUUUAGAUAACAUAAAAUUUGCCAUUUUAACCAUAUUUUGGGCCUUUAAAAACAAAUUUUAUUGUGGUGAAAUAUGUAUAACGCAAGAUUGGCCAUUUCAACCAUUUUUACAUGUAUAAUUCAGUGACAUUAAUUGUAUUCACCAUGUGGUGCCAGCAUCGCCACUGUCCAUUUCCAAGUUUUUUCUUUACCCUUAACAGAGACACAGUGGCCCUUAAGUAACACCUCCCCUUUCCCCUCCCCACCCACCCUUUUCCUCUCCUAGAUAUUUCAUGUAAGUGGGAUCCUACAAGAUUUAUCUUUCUAGCCAUUUUUAAGUGUACAAUUCACUGGCAUUGAUUACAUUCACCAUCACCACGUGAAACCAUCACCAGGAUUUGUUUCCAGAAUUUUUAUCACCCCAAAUAGAAACUCUGUAGCCAUUAAGCAUUAACUCCCCAUAUCCGCCUCCCUCCGUUCACGGUAACCUCUGAUCUGCUUUCUGUCUCUAUGCAUUUGCCUAUUGUAUUCCAUUCUUGAAGUCUUUUCUCAAUUUCAGAAUCAGUUCCCCAGAGCACGCACCCUACCCAGCAUUCUUUCCCCACCGGCACCUACUAGAAAAAAAUCGAAAUGCUAAUUUUUUAGUAAGAGUUUAGAAAUCUUUUAACAAACAUAGAAACAAAACCAUAUGUUCAAGCCUCGUGUUUCAAGGGAAAAAAAAAGGAUAAAUCAUCAUGUAGUCACCCACUUAAUACUUACUUGCUCGGUAAAUAUUUAUUGGGCACCUACUGCGAGCCAGGUCAGUGCACAGUCAGCACACGGAGGCGGCAGGAGCCUCUUGUGCCCCUUUGCAAGUGGACAUUUGCCUGAAAAAUGAGCCACAGAGUUGAUACAAAGUUGCUGUUGUUAGUGAUGGGCUGGUUCAUGUGACUCCAUGCACAAUUGGAUGAGACCAUUGUGAUCCACAUUUUUUUUUGAAUGUAGAUCACUACGGCUUUCUUCCUAGUUUGUCUUAGCCUGGAAGCGCAGCUGAAACUUUCACUGACAGACAGGUGAUGGCUGCACAUGACGUGCAUUGGCUGGGAAUCAAACCCAGGUCUCCCUCACCACGAAAGGCAAGAAUUCUACUACUGAACAACCACUGCCUUCUGAUUCAGAGUGGAAGAGCAGUAUUCAGUGAACAGAGGGGAAGUGGCUGUCAGUCUUGUUCCCAGCUUCAGGAUUCUCAAUUUGCCCUGCUUUUUUCCACUUUCCUCCCUCCUUUUGUCUCUCUCUCUCCCUCCCUUUCUUCUCCUCCCUUUCUGUAAAGAAAUGUAGGUUUAUUCUCUUCAAGUACGCACAAAGGCAGAGCUGAUCUUGUUCUUUCUUCCUUUUGCAUAUUCUCCUAAUAAAACAAAGGUAAACUGGAAACAUUUAGUCUCCCUCCUUGCUCCCCUGCCCGUUAGUUGCCCAGUCCCCUCCUCAAAGGCAACCUCUUUCUUGUGUAUCUUCCAGAGAUAUCCUUUGCACUUACGAACGUAUCAGAAUAUUGUUUUCUUUUUUGCCCCCAUAUAAAGAGUAGCAUUCUAUACGCCAUACUAAGCUUCACAUUUUUACCUAACAAUAAUUCUUGAAGAUCUUUCUAAAUCAGCAUAUCUGGAGCGUUCUCAUUUUGGAGGCUCUACAAUUAUAUACUUGACUAGUGUACUAUCUUAGUGUGCUAUCAAUAGAUAUCUAGGUUGUAUAUAAUCGCAUGCUAUUUUUUUUUUUAUUACAAAGAGUGCUGCAAUGUAUCUUUGUUUAUAGAUCAUCUUGCACACAUUUGAAUACAUCUGUAGGAUGAAUCCCUGAAGGUGGAGUUUCUGAGUCAAAGGGAUGAGCAAUUUACAUUUUCAUAGAUAUUACCAAUUUGCCCUCUAUAGAGGUUAUCCCUUUUUACAGGCCAACCAGCAAUAAAUGAAUGUACCAGAUUCCCCACGCCCUUUUAAACACAGUAUUAGUUUUCCGUGGCUGUGUAAACAACUUUACCACAAACUCGGCAGCUUAAAACCACACACAUUUAUUAGCUCACAGUUCUGUAGGUCAGAAGUCUGGCGUGCCAUGGCUGGGCUCUCUGCUCAGGGUUGCUUUUUGUUAUUGUUCUUAGUUGCCAUCUAGUUGGCUCUGAUUAAUGGCUACCUUACAGAACAAAACAUUGCCUGGUCCUGCAUCGUCCUCACAAUUAUUGGCAUGUUUGAGCCCAUUGUUGCAACUAUUUUGUCAAUUCAUUUCAUGAAGGGUUUUCCUCAUUUUCACUGACCCUCUACUUUACCAAACCUGGUGUCCUUCUCCAACGAUUGGUCCCUCCUGAUGACAUGUCUAAAGUAAGCAAGACGAAGUGUCGCCAUCCUCGCUUCUAAGAAGCAUUCUGACUGUACUUCCUCCAAAACUGAUUUGUUCAUUCUUCUGGCAGUGCAUCAAGGUGUUGGCUGGGCUGAGUUCUUGUCUGGAGGCUCUGGAGGGAAAUUGUGUCCAAGCUCAUUCUUGUUGUUGGCAGAAUUCAGUUCCUUGUGGUUAUAGGACUGAGACCUUCCUCUCCUUGCUGGCUGUCAGCUGGGGGCCACUCUCAGUUCCUAGAGGCUGCCUGCAUUCCCUGCCACGCGGCCCCCUCCAUCUUCAAGCCAACAAGGGCAGGUCAAAUCGGCCUCCUGUUUGUAUCUCUGACUUCCCUGUCUCUGACCUCUAAGACCCAGAUUUAAAGGGCUGGUGUGAUUAGGUCAGGCCUACUUGGCUAAUCUCCCUAUUUUACUGUCACCUGGUUUAGGUAUUGUAUCUGCAAAAUCCCCUCACAGCAGUAUCUACAUUAGUAUUUGACUGAGUAACUGGGAGAAGGUGCAUGUACAAGUGGGGGCAGGAGAUUGAGGGGCUAUCUUAGAAUUCUGCCUGCCACACCCAGUAUUAUCAAACUUUUUUUUUUAAAUGUGAUAGAUGAAAAUGAAACUUAAUGUGAUACAUGAAAAUGAAACUUAUUGGAUAUUAUGCCUGAGAAUCUUUUCAUAUAUUUAAGAUCUAUUUGCAUUUCUUUUGUGUGUAUGUGUGUAUGUGUAUGUGUGUGUAUGAAUGAUAUCUGAUUAUAGCUUUUGCCUGUUUUUCUCCUGGGUUCUUGGUCUUUUUCUUUUUUAUUAGAAGAAUUCUAUAUGUUAAGAGCCUUUCCUACAUUGUUUGUCUAAUUUAUUUUACCUGAAAUCCCAUCCUCCUUGUCAUGGAUUGAAUUAUGUCCCCCCCCCCCCCCGCCAAAAUGUGUGUAUUAACUACGUUAGGCCAUGAUUCCCAGUAUUUUGUGGUUGCCCUCCACUUUUGUGAUGCUAAUUUUAUGUUAAAGAGGAUUAGGGUGGGAUUGUAACACCCUUAGCAGAUCACAUCCCUGAUCCAAUGUAAAGGGAGUUUCCCUGGGAUGAGAUCUGUACCACUUUUAUCUCACAAGAGAGGAAAGGGAAGCUAGAAGAGAGGGGUGACCUCAUACCACCAAGAAAGAAGCACCGGGAGCAGAGCGCAUCCUUUGGACUCAGGGUCCCUGUGUCUGAGAAGCUCCUCGACCAGGGGAAGAUUGAGGACGAGAAUGUUCCUUGAGAGCCCACAGAGAGAGGAAGCCUUCCCCUGGAGCUGACACCCUGGAUUAGGACUUCGAGCCUACUUUACUGUGAGAAAAUAAACUUCUCUCUGUUCAAGCCAUCCACUUGUGGUAUUUCUGUUAUAGCAGCACUAGAUAACUAAGACACUCCUUCUUGGACCUCUAUAGUCCAGGUCAAUCCCACAUUGUUCAGAGGGCCAUACCUGAUCAUACCAAUGCUCACUCAUCUUCCCCUGUUGAGCCCUCUCUUGUGUGGUUCUAUGAUUUAUAUUUGUUGGUUACUCUUGGAUCCCCAGCUGAGAUGUUGAGCUUCUUUACUGCAUGGAUCCAAAGAGAUUCAAGUAUAAGACUAAGCAUGUGAUAAGCACAAAACUAGUAUCUAUAAAUUAGUAAGUUGAUGCCUUGAACUGGAAGCUAAAAUUUCAGGGUUUUAUCUCUACAUUUCCUAUGUUCACCACAAAUACAAGUCACCACAUAACUCUAACAGCCUUGUCCUUGUAACUUGCACCCAUUUUAAUAAUUAUUAAUUGACAUUAGAGCAUGUUAACGAGUACUCAAUGAUGUAAUCACUCAUUCUUUUCUGUUGUUGUUAGUUUGUUUCUCUUUGCAAGGCUUUACUUAUCUUUUUAUUGUACUUUAGAUGAAGGUUUACAGAACAAACUAGUUUCUCAUCAAGCAGUUAGUACACACCUUGUUCUCUGACAUUGGUGAACAACCCUUGACAUAUCAACACUCUCCCUUUUCAACCCUGGGUUCCCUAUUACCAGCCUUCCUGCUCCCGCCUGCCUUCCAGCCCCUGCCCCAGGGCUGGUGCGCCCCUUUAGUCUUGUUUUGUUCCAUGGAUCUGUUCAAUCUUUGGCUGAAGGGGGAACCUCAGGAGUGGCCUCAUUACUGAGCUGGAAGGGUGUCUGGGGGCCAUACUCUCAGGGUUUCUCAAGUCUCUGUCAGGCCAGCAAGUCUGGUCUUUCUUUUUGAGUUAGAAUUUUGUUCUACAUUUUUCUCCGGCUCUGUCUGGGAUUGGCAAGGUUUUAUUUGUGAAAUCUGUCUUCUCCAAAUCUGUUAACAUUAUUUAAUUUAAUUUGAAAAGUAAUUUAAGAUUUUAUCAGAAAUAUGUGUUCAUUCUUUUAAAAGAGUCAUAUAGAUCUAAAAGGCUUAUAAUGAAUCACAGCAUCACCCUGCCCUGGCCUGCCCCAGCUCCCUCUCUGCUCUUCCAAAGCAAAUACUUUUAGCCCUUUUAGUUCUUUCUCCUGGUAUAUAUCUCCAUAUUUCUAAAUAAUACACUUAAACUACUAUGCUUUAUUUUUUAAGUUUCAACAUUACCUGUGGCUUCUUGCCAUGGUGGAUGAGGACUUGAUCUGUUCCUACACCUUGGUCCCAUUUUUUCCUCCCUCUAUUCUCCCAACAGAGUUAUUUUACAAUUUUUGAUUAAAUCAAUAGUCGCCAUUUAUAUUAUUAUGAACAUGCAAAUAUUAUUCACUGCUGAGCUUGAUCAUUCUCUAUAGCCACAUCUCCUUUCUUAAACAAUUCUGUAAAUGUGAGUAUUAUCAGUAAGGAUGCUCCAAGCUGCAAGUAACAGAAAACAUACCUCAGUAACAGUAGCUUGGAACAGAAGACUAUUUCUUGCUUACUUAACAAGAAGGGUGAAGUAGGCAAGUGCGGUGCAGCGAACUACUUUAUAUGGCCCUUCUAACCAUGGUCUUGUGACUCUCAUAAAAUGAUUGGGUAGGACUAUGUAAAUAAGGCAUUUGUGGCCCAUCAAGGGGACUGGACAGCAUGCUAAUAAUGCAAAUAAGGUGUAUGGAACCCUUGAAGGGGGUGGGACUAUGUAAAUAAAGUGCAUAGGUUUAAAGGGAGCCAAUCCCAGUGGCUGAGGGGGGACUCUACUACCACCGAGAAGAAGAUCUGGGAAUGGAGUGCUUCCUUUGGACCUGAGCUGAGAACCUCCUAGACCCAGGAGACGGAGAGAACUGUAACACAGGAGAAGGCCAGAAGCGGCAGCAAGCACAGCAGAGUGAAGUGGCAGAGAAAUGGCAGCAGCGGAACCAGGAGACUGGUGCAAGGUGGCUCAGUGGGUUUCCUGGCCUAUGGAGCAAAGCGGCUAUGGUGAGAGCCUUUGAGCGGAAGGCUUCCUGGUGGAGUGGGUGCCUCCAGGUACUUACCAGUGGAGCUAAAAAGCUUUGCAAAACUUGCCUAAGCAGGGGAGAGGCCAGGCCUGAGUGAGGCCGACUGGCUGAGGACUCAGGACCAAGAGUGGAGGCCUGUCCUGAGGGAGUUAGGAAGAGGCCUGUCCUCAGGGGGCCGAGAUGAACCCUGCACAGCCAAGAGGAGCUGAGAGAGCUGUCCUGCACUGAAGAAAGGAGACUUUGCCUACAUGCUUCCUGAUCCUGAUCUCGAGUUGUAGCCUGUUGAUUCUGAUCCUGAGUUGUAACCUGUUAUUUUCCUAAUAAACCCUAUAACUGUGAAUAUGGUCUGUGAGUUCUGUGUGGCCAUUGUGAUGAAGUAUUGAACUCAGAGAAGUAGAGAGUGCCAUGGGGAGGGACAGCUGGUGUCAAAAUUGGUAAAAAAAAAAAAAAGUUCGAGAGAGGAGGUAUGUUUGACUUCUACCUCAUAGGAGUCAGCCUUGGGCUGAUGCUGCUGAUCCUGAUGAUUCUUUCUCCUCCCCUGAAGUUAGACGAGGGCUAACACCACGCCAUCUUUACAGUAGGCCGAGGUUUAGGUCAGAAGCUCAGCAACGUCGUUAGAACCCAGUCCCUUCCCCCUUUCCGCUCUGCUAUCCUCAGUUUCCUGGUUUUCUUAUCCAGUUUUGCUCCUGAUAGUCAUAAGAUGGUUGACUCAGCUCCGAGAGUCAAAUCUUCACACCACUUCAUUCAAAUCAGGAAGAAAAAGACUUUUCUCCUCCCAUACCUUCCUCUUUUUUUUUUUUAAUUUGCUGGGUGUGUGUUGGGGGGAGGGAUUCCUUUCCUAAAGUUCCAAGUGGACUUCCUUUUACAUCUGAUAGGCCAGAACUGAGUCAUAUGAGCUCCUAGCUGCAAAGGAAACCGGGAAAGCACAUUUCUGACAUUUCCAGCCUCUAUAAUAUAACGGAGAAGGGGAUUGGGAAUGGGUAACCAACCAACAGCAUAUGCCCGUUAGAAUGUUUUUGCUACAAGUGACAGAAGACUCAACUCAAAAUGACUUAAACAAUAAUGAGGUUUGUCAUCUCAUAUAACAAUAAGUCCAGAGCUGCGGAAGUUCCAGAGGUAGUUAAUUUAGUGACUCAAUGAUGUCAUCAAAGAUUCAAGUCCUUUCUAUUUUUCUGCUGCGCUCCCUUCAGCUGUUGGCUUUGGUCCUCUGGCUUGUCUUCUAAUGGUUACAAGAGGACUGCAGCAAGGACUGUGCAAAGACUACAGAGCAUCAAUUGGUGUGAAGAGAGAAUGUCCUGUCUUCCUGUCUUUUUCUUAAAAGUGAGAAUAACUUUCCCAGAAACUUCACAGCAGACUUCUUCUCUGGACCCAUCAGCCAGAAUUGUGUCACCUGCUUAUUUGUCACCAUGAAAGGGAAUAAAUUACCAUGAUUGGCUCUGACUAAUCAGAAUUCUCCCUCUGGGGGUCAGGGAAGAGCCCCAACGCCCCUGAAGUGACGAGGCUGAGCUAUACCUAAAUGAAAUUGGAGUUCCAUUAGCAAAGAAGAAGGAGGAAUUGCUUUAGGGAGUAUCUGCCAAACUGUGACUUUACCUGGAGUUUAUAAUUGCCUUGUUUUUUUGUUUGCCUGAUUAUUAUUAUUCUACAAAUGUUUAUUGAGGCUCUGCCAAGUUCCAGGCACUAUUCUAGGCACCAGGUAUUCAUCUUAAGAAAAACUAAGCCCUUGUCUUUAUGAACUUUAGGACAAGAUCAUACAGAUUGGGAAUAUUGAUUGCUAGUGGUAGUGAUCCUGAAAUAUUGCCUGGAACAUCAGCCACACCUUUUGGAGAAGCUGCUGGGUGGUAGGUACAACUUAAAGAGCUAGCAGUAGUAAGCCACCAUUCUCCACAGGCAAUUGCUUGGUUUUCUAUCUAGCUAGCUAACAUUGCUCUUUCCCAAAUGCUGUAAUAUCUCUUUCAGUGACUAAUCUAUAGUGUUUUCCACAUGUCCAAACUUCUCAGUCCUAGUUUUUUCCUGGAGAGCUCUUCCCCUCUUUCUCCCGAUCCAACUCUUUGUUCUCUGGGACUGCUGCGCAGCUGUCAUUCUGUGACUUCCUUUAGCCAUUAUUUCAGAAAUUUCUGGCUCUUCCCUCCUGUGUUGGGACUCUGUUUCUGUGAUUCCCCUUCUUUUUCAUUGUUGCUGUACUUCCUUGUGCAUAGAAAAUGUAUUUUUGAGCUCAUGCCCAUCUGAAAAUGUCUUUAGUCUACCUUCCACUUAACAGAUUAUUUGGCUGAACAGAGAAUCCUAGGUUGAAAACAAGUUCCACAUAGACUAUUGAAGGCAUUGUUCUACUGUCUCCCAGCAUUCAGUGUUUCUGUUGAGAGGUUCAAUGCUAAUUUGAUUCCUGUUCCUUUAUGUGAGGUUUGUAUGUUAUGAGGAUCGUAAAAAUGGCAUGUGGAUGUCAGAAGUCCUCUAACUUCACAAAGGGGAAGGAGAAUCAUUAUCAGCAGCCCAAGGCUGAUUCCUAUGAGGUGGAGGUCAAACAUACCUCUACCCUACAAAUUUUUUACCAAUUCUGACACCAACCGUUCCUCCCACAGUACUCUCUACUUCUCUGCUGGGUUCAAUAAUUCAUUGCAACAGCCACACAGAACUCACAGACCACACUCAUGAUUAUGGGGUUUAUUAGGGAAGUAACAGGUUACAAUUCAGGAUAGGAAACGACUUAGAAUACAGUUUUUCGGACACAACAGCUUCUCAGCAGUGCCCGCAGGCAGGUCUCUCUCUCUCCAGCAAAACUCCUGCCAGAAGGUGCUCAGCUCUCUCACUCCAUGGGCCAUCACACCCACUGCAGUUGCCUCGCUCUGCAGGCUGGGAAACCUACUGCGCUGUCUUGUGCUGGUCUCCUGGUUCCGCUCCUGCCGUUUCUCUUGCUGGAUUCUGUCAUGCUUGCCACUGCUUCUUGCUGUCUCUGGUAUUACAGCUCUCUGUCUCUUGGGCCUAGAAUGUUCUCAGCACAUGGACCCUGCAUCCUAAGAACGCACCCCACUCCUGGCUCUUCUUUUUGGUGGUAGUGUUGUCUCCCUCUCCACUGCUGGGAUUGGCUCCCUUUAAGCCUAGCGGGAUGGCAAAACUGACCAGUCCCUUGUUAAGGUUUUGUACACCUUAUUUGCAUGGUCCCAUCUCCACAAGGUUCUGUGCACUUUAUUUGCAUUAUUAGUAAACUGUCCAAUCCUCUUGGCAGGCCACAAGCACCUUAUUUGCAUAGAGCCACCCAAUCAUCUUGUGAGAGUCCCAACACCAUGCUAAAAGCGCCAUAUUAAGUAAUUCACUGCACCAUAAGGACCUUGGAAACCCUGGUGGUGUAGUGAUUAAGAGGUACGGCUGCUAACCAAAAGAUCGACACCUUGAAUCCACCAGGCGCUUCUUGGAAACCCUAUGGGGCAGUUUUGCUCUGUCUGAUAGGGUUGCUAUGAGUUGGAAUCGACCUGACCGCAAUGGGUUUGGGUUCAUGUGUUUGCUUUUUAUAAGGAUCUUAUACGAGACUUUUAGGACCUUCCUUUUUUGGUGGUGUUCUAAAAUUUAUUGGCGAUGUACUUUCUUGUAGGUUUUUUUUUUUUUUUCCUUCCAUUCACUGGGUUGGUACUUUCGAUAUGGCAGAAAAUGUUCUAUAAUCGUUUUUUUGAUUAUUUUUCCCCCUCUUUUUCUCUCUUUAUGGAAUGAAGGACAUAUUGGGUAACAUGAGUGGUGGAACUCCUGCAUUUUUCCUCUAAUUUUUAAAUUGUGAUUUAGGUGAAAGUUCACAGUUCUAGUUAAUUUCUCAUACAAAAAUUUAUAUUUAUACGCAUGUUGUUAUGUGACCCUAGCUGCAAUCUCUAUAAUGUGACAGCACACUCCCCCUUUCCACCCUGGCUUUCCUGUGUACAUUCAACCAGCUCCUAUCCCUUUCUGCCUUCUCAUCCCACCUCUGGACAGGAGCUGCCUAUUUAAUCUUGUGUAUCUAUUUGAACUAAGAAACACACUCUUCAAGAGUAUUAUUUUAUGUUUUAUAGUCCAGUCUAAUCUUUGUCUGAAAAGUUGGCUUUGGGAACCGUUGAUUGGUUGAGUUGAUGGUUGAUUGAAUGGUCGAGUUGAUUCCGACUCAUAGCGACCUUAUAGGACAGAGUAGAACUGCCCCAUAGGGUUUCCAAGGAGUGGCUGGUGGAUUCAAACUGCUGACCUUUUGGUUAGCAACUGUAGCUCACUGUAGCCCUUAACCCCUGUGCCACUAGGGCUCCAGAAAUUACAGUGAGUUCCCGUAUACACCUUCCCCCCUGCACACUGUUUCUCCUAUUAUUAACAUCUUGUAUUCCUAUGGCACAUUUCUUACUACUGAUGAACUGAUAUUAUUAUAAAAUCACAUAGUUUAUAUUAGGGUUCACCUUUGUGUUGUACAGUGCUAUGAGUUUUGGCAAAUGCAUAAUGUCUUGUACCUGCCAUUAUAAAAUAGUAUCAUGCAAAAUAGUUUCACUGCCCUAAUCUCCAUUUGUUGUGGUUGCCUUUUGAAACUGAAACUCCUCACUUUCAGUUAUGUAUGACGCAUAGCCACAGCCCCAACAAAGUUCUGUUCAUCUGAGCCCUCUGAAUAUAAGCCCUCAUACUUGCACGUGACCUGUAUUCUAUCUGUAUUACAUUCAGUAUUAUCUUUAGUAACAGUACAGAUAUUCCUCAACUUACAACACAUUCGAAUUCCUACGAACCACACUUACGACCGUCUUCUUUUGGUACGUCUUAUCGCUAAUAAUAUGUAUUACAUACAAUGUUGCAGCACAAAAUUUGCUGGUAUUAUCAUUCUCAGAUGCUCACUUGCAGAUGUUCAAUGUUAUGAUUUAUUGUUCAAAACGCUGCAGCAUAGCAGGCAAUAACGAAAUUAAAAAAAAAAAAAGAG